AUGUAUUUCGACUACGCUCUGAGAGACACAAAAGAGUCGGAUUUAAUGCGACCUAUCAGACAUCUGGCAACGAUUGGUGACGCCAUUCCAAGCCUGUCAGACAUCAAGCCUGAUGCUCUCCAAUCGAAUCACUGGAAAACGUGGUUGCCAGUUUUUCCAGCCGCAAAAGUAAAAUCCGUCGAAGAUGGCUUCGCAGACGAUAUCCCAGUCGUGACCACUGGGCCGCUGCAGUCUCUGCCAGCCAUGAAGCAUGUCAUCGAUCCUGAUUUGCAUAAUGAGUUGCUUCUUAAAAGUACGAUCCCGAGAAUUGGAGUACCCAACCCUCGACUCAUGAAGGAAGAAAACGUCACAUUUCCCUGCAUGCUCAAAGUCGAUCAGUCCGGUGGUGGAUGCGGAAACUGGUUGGUUCGCAAUUCACAUCAGCUGAAAGAGGUGGUGGCAGAAAUUAGAAACAAGUGCAACUGGAAGGGAAAGUACAUUUUGCAAGAAUACAUACCAGAUGCUGUGACCAUGGGAUAUUAUUUCUACGUGUUCAAAUCAGGCUACAUCCAUUGGCUGGGCAGCUUGACCGGGGCUGAUUCAAACUAUUUCAAUUGGACUGCUGCAGUGGGUGACUGGACCAGGCAAGAGAAGUUGAAGGAAGCGGUUUACGAAGAAUUUAUCUUGCCCGUCAAAAACUUCCUCCAUUCUUCUGGGUACUUUGGAAUAGUCAACAUUGAGAUUCUAGAGAAGAACGGAGAGCGUCACGGUUAUCUGGUAGAUCUCAAUUGCAGGCUUCCAGGGGCUUUGGCUCAGUUGUUAAUCUCGCCUUAUAUGGCAAAGCUUGGUUACCCUGUGUCUUUGAUGACGACAAGCAAAAUACUGAGAUGCACAAGACAGGAACUGUUUGCGAUGGCGGAGAAAAUAAAUGAGAGUAGCACUGGGAAAGUUAUCGUGCUGGCUGCAGCACAUGUCGACGGAGCUUUUAGAGCAGACCUCGCCCUCUUUGCCGAAACGAUGGCUGGCAUUGAGUUACUGAUGGGCACUUUGGAUCAGAAACAAUAA
Molecule: messenger RNA, 1044 nt
Organism: Porites lobata
Lineage: Eukaryota; Metazoa; Cnidaria; Anthozoa; Scleractinia; Poritidae
Source: the annotation of a GenBank genome assembly